This is a messenger RNA of Sebastes umbrosus (honeycomb rockfish), 3292 nucleotides long. RefSeq names its product sarcolemma associated protein b (gene slmapb). The transcript is spliced from 10 exons. The coding region runs from base 310 to 1524 and encodes 404 amino acids. Lineage: Eukaryota; Metazoa; Chordata; Actinopteri; Perciformes; Sebastidae. The record is from RefSeq and is a predicted model, not a curated record.
GUUUGCCAACCACCAAUAAGCACCAAAGAAGAAGAAGGAGAAAGAACAUGUGCCUUAAAAGUAGGGACUGUAUUAACACUAUCCUAACCAUAUUGUUGGAGUUGUUUGGUGUCCAACAAUAGCAGCAGGGAGGUCGGGUACACAGUGUCUGUCAUCCUCUCGGUGGCCCUCCCCCCCUCCUCACUGCUUGGACUGGUCCAUUUUGCAUCUGAAAAAAUCUGAUAGUUGGAGAAGAGUUCUUCAUGCCAGGGACUGCUGUAGCCUCAGCACAUUGAGUACUGUAGCUGCUGGAUCACAUAAGAUAAUCAAAUGGAUGACAAAGAGCUGAGUGAUCCCCUGAAUAACCUAUCGCUCAUUAAAGAUGACUUGACCAGGUCAAAUAAGGGGUCCUCUGGUGACUCAGAGAAAAUGAUCCAGCGCCUGAAUGAUGAACUUCGAGAAGCCCAGGAGCUGGCUAAUACCGAGAAACACAAAUGCAUGGAGCUACAAGGUAUCCUGAAGGAUGAGAGAAAAGAAAAUAAGAAGCAAGCUGAUGAAUCUGCAAAACAGAUACAACAUCUUCAAGGCCAAAUGCGGCAGCUCCAAGAUGAAACGGGCCUUCUCAGAGAGCAGAUAGACGCCUCCUCCGGUUCACACGACGAGCUACAGAGCGCACGUGACGAGGUGAAGGCGCUGAAACGUGCACUGGAGGCAGCCACUGCUGAGCGGGACCGUGACGUCGCCGGUAUCCAGACUAACCUGGCAACCGCCUCGAAGGAUCUGGACAAAUGGCGUCAGACCGCCAACAAAUAUGAGCGUGAGAUUGACAGCCUGCAGCGUGACCUUCAACAACAGAGCAAGCAGUGGCAGAAAACUGCAGAAAUACAAGCCAGUGAGCUGCAGUCCAUGCAGGCGGAGUGUAAUGGCCUUCAGAAGGAGUGUUCUGCCCUGCGAUCUGAAAAGCAAGACACCGUGAAUAAGCACCAGAAGGAAAGGAGCGGUCUGCAGACGGAGUUUGUUUCUCUCAGAGCUGAGAAGGAUGAACUCCUCAAGACUCACCAGAAAGACAAGGGCAACCUGCAGAGCGACUGUGCAGCUCUGCGCUCCGAGAAAGAGGCACUACUGCAGAGACAGCAGCAGCUGGAGAAGGACCUUGCGAGCUCGCGUGCCCAGAAUGCUGAGCAGAGCAACAGCCUCAAAGCCCUGGAGAGAUCCCAGCAGGAGUUGGAGAAGAGACUGGCAGCCCUGCAGCUCGAGCACCAGCAGGAUAGCAACAAGCUGCAGACUCAACUGGAUGAAGCAGACAGCCACAGCAAGGCUCUGCAGAGAGAGUAUGAGGAGGCGAAGAUGGAGCUGUCAGACCUCAAGGAAAAAUAUGAGAAGACUGAGCAGGAAAAACAGACGCUUCAAGAUGAGUUUGAGGAGUGCAAAGCCAACAUGAAGGAAUUACAGGACAAAGGGACAAAGAAACUGUGGUUGAUCUGGGGGCCUGUGGCUGCUGUGGCUCUAACAGCUGUGACUGCUGCUGUGUUCUUCAGGACCUGAGGGCAACGUGUGCACACACACACACAUGCACACACACACACACACACACACACAGUGAAUCUAUAUUUGUCAUCAGAUUUCUCUGCACUGAAACUGUAAAACUUGCCCCCUUAUUAUCAUAUCUGCACUAUUAAUUAGGAGGGCUCAUCCUUAACACUGUUUAAUAUUUAAGAUGCUCUAUUUUAGAUGAGACGUUAAUAAAAGAUUGUCGGUUUUGUGUGCAAAUGAAUAAGUUUGUUUGUAUGCCUACUAUUAUUUGAAGGAAAAUCUAGUUGGGUCGUUUGUUUACUAUCAUGACUUAUAGGAUUAUCCAUUAAUGAAUGUAAAAGAUACGCUACACACUUAAUUAGUUCUAAAUAUAUAUGAUGAUAUUUUAGAUGGAGCACCUGGAGUUUGAACGUCCCUAAAUGUAACACAUCUGUGUAACUGUCAGAAUAAUAAAUAUUGUCACAAUAAUGUAUCCCCCGAAUUGAGUGCAUGAUGACUGCCCUAGAUACAUAACAAUACAUCGGUUCAUGGUUGUGGUGGGCACUGCUAAGAUAUUAUCUCUUCUAGAGAGAGAGAGAGAUUUUAAGGACAUUUUUGGACACUUGCAAGCAAACUUGGGGAAGGUAUUUGAGCAGAGAGCAGAUUAUUUCUGUUUAGCGUUAUUAAUAUUUCCGAAAACAGAAGUGCUACUUGCAGCUUUGUCGAGAUAAUCGAUGGACAGUCAUACAAACAUACACAGACAGACACAGAAUACUUCCUUUCUAUAGUUAGAUGAUGCUGCUUCAGUGCUACCUAUUGGCCAAAUGGCACCAAAUUUGUCAUGUUCACUCAGACAUCACAUCUACACAUAUCCACCAGAUGUGGUCGCAAUAGCACAAAGCGUUCAAGAGAUAUGAUGUUUUUGUAAUAUAGGCCCUGCCCACAGCAUUUGAGCUAAGUUUGAGGGCCAGCUACAGCAAAACUGUAUAAAACAUCAAAAAUCCACAAACAUAACGACUUCUGGUUUGGUCCAGAGAUGAUCUCUACCAAAUUUGGUGACGAUUGCUCGAAAUUUGUAGGAGGAGUAUCAAAAAAUCUAAAUGGCCGAAAAUCAUUCUAGACAGAAAUGGGCGUGGCUUAUAUAGAUAGAUUCAUCUGGGUUGUAAUUUCAACAACUCUCGUGUGACUGUUUGCUUCUGCUUUCCAUUUAAGAUACAGUUGUUUCUAUAGCGACUUCCAUAGACUACUGUUCAUCAUUUUAUCAGCCACUCAGUUUCAGCAUUACACAGCAUUUUUGUGCCAAUUAAAACACAGUAUGAGGUUAAGUUACGCGCAAAACAGACAUUUUAUCUAUAACAGCAAUCAACCACUAGACUGUACAUCACUUGUUAACCAAAGGGAAGUCAGUAUUACACAACAUAACACAACACAAUAUUAUUUAAAUGCAUGCUAUUUAGUAUAUUGUAUCCCAUCUUACCAGUAGCCACCACAAGAAACUGGUGUAAUACUUGAAAUGUCAUGUUUUUGAAACUUAAAUCUAAACUUGUAAAUAAACCCAAACUUAAAUUUGAUAUUCAGAGUUUUCUCAUGGUUAUAUGUUUGCAUGCAUUAUAUGAUUUUGUGGAAAAUCUCAAAUUCUAUCCAUGAAUAUAUAUCUGUUAAUCUGAUAGUUUGUUCAGUUCCCUGUAAAUAAGUACAAAAUCUAUGUAUUUUGUUAAGAAAUGGAAAGAUAUAGUUUCUUGGGUUUAUGAAUAACUGCUCUAAAAUGUAAGAUUGACCUCAAUUAAAGAUCUUAACCUCA